GAACUUUCCCCCCAGGAGAGUGGACAGAAGAACAGCCCCAAGCUUAUGGUGCUCAGGCCGGACUUGGAGCUGGGUUUCCCACUCGGACUCUCUAAUCUUGGGGGUCCAGACCAAACGAUAUCACUGUGUGAUAGACGAUGCUCCUCCUUCCAUCCCAAGGACUGAUGGAUAUAAAGAGCUGGAGUCUUGGAGGAGGCUUAAAGCAAGCAUAUAAGUGCAGGAAGUUCUAGGUCCCCGGAAGAAUAUCUGAACUCAUGAUAGGACUGGGGCUAAAUAAAGGCCACUAUUGGCCCUAUGACGAGAAGGUCGCUUAUCAUAUUUCAGAAAGAUAAUCUAGCAUGGUUUUCCUGAGUGGCUAGGUAGUGUCGACUCAAGGCCAUGGUGGAUCCUGCCCUCUGCCCCAACAGUGAACUUAGACGGCAUUGGGUGCAUGGAUAGAUGUUAAGAAGUUGCUGCUCGUUGCCUUUUCCUUUGGUCUGCAAGUUGUCUUACUUAAUUGCACUAUGGAAAUGCUGCUAAGGGACGAAAUGGGGAGAAGCUACCGGGCAGGGCUGUAGUACCAAAAGCCCGCGACCCCACAGGUCUCUGGAAAGAUUGAAGGGUUGGAACCUGAACUGGUUUCCUUUGUCGCCUUUUCAUCUCAGAGGAAAUGGCGAGUAAACGAAAAUCCACCGUACCCUGCAUGGUCCUGGCGAGAGAACUGGAUCCAGAUGUAGAAGCAGUAUCAGAUGCCGAUGAAGUGUUGCCAGUGAUCACAUCUGCAGGAAGCGUGUCAAGUGAUGAAGACUCUCGAGAAUGUGUAGAUUCCGACAGUCAGCAAAAUAAAAAAGUUGAAGGCGGCUAUGAAUGCAAAUACUGUACGUUUCAGACUCCUGAUUUAAAUAUGUUUACUUUCCACGUGGAUUCCGAGCACCCCAAUGUUGUUUUAAGUUCAUCUUAUGUCUGCCUCGAAUGCAAAUUUGUUACCAAAAGGUAUGAUGCUCUUUCAGAACAUAAUACGAAGUACCAUCCUGGAGAGGAAAACUUCAAACUGACCAUGGUUAAACGCAACAACCAAACCAUAUUCGAGCAAACGGUGAACGAUCUUACUUUUGAUGGGAGUUUUGUCCAAGAGGAGAAAGCGGAAGAAUUAUUGGAGGGUUCUGAGACCCACUUGGGCGGCAUCUCGAUCAGCAAAACCCCCAUUAUGAAAAUGAUGAAAAAUAAGAAUGAAACAAAGCGGAUUGUUGUUUUUCACAAUGCGGCAGAAGAUGGUCCUGCAGAAGAAAAAGAUGCUGACCCCGACACAGAGUGUGAGGAAAUAAUAGAAAAAGCACUCCCUGCAGUUCCAGACACCAACCCAGCUAAUCCAUUAGCUGCAGAAGCAGUCAGCACGGCUGUGAACCCAGCAACGGUGAUUCAGCCCGCUCAGGUGAUCACCACCCUAGCAUCUUCACCAACUUCUAAUUUAAUUUCUAAAGUCUUGAUCCCUAUUAAUAGUAUCCCGGCCUACAACACUGCUUUGGAUAACAACCCUCUCUUGCAGAACACUUACAAUAAAUUUCCAUACCCAACUGUCUCGGAAAUCACACUCCUGGCUACUCAAGCUAAGUAUACCGAGGAACAAAUCAAAAUCUGGUUCUCUGCCCAGCGUUUGAAACACGGGGUGAGCUGGACACCAGAAGAAGUGGAGGACGCCAGAAGGAAGCAGUUUAACGGCACGGUGCAUACCGUUCCUCAGACAAUUACAGUUAUUCCAGCACAUAUUUCGGCGGCUAACAACGGUCUGCCUUCCAUUUUGCAGACGUGCCAAAUUGUGGGCCAGCCAGGCCUCGUUCUGACGCAAGUCGCGGGAACCAGCACUCUUCCAGUGACGGCCCCCAUCGCGUUGACGAUGGCAGGAGUUCCAAAUCCAGCCCAGCUGCAGAAAGCCCAGGGCCAGACUACACAGCCUGUUCCCGAAACCAAACAAAUAGCUGCUGUCCCCGCGCCCCAGCUUACGAAAUCGGAGGUGGUGGCCGCUGCUGCCACCACCAACAUGGACCCGGUUGCUGUCCGGGCAAAGAAGACAAAGGAGCAGCUGACGGAGUUAAAAGUCAGCUAUCUUAAAAGUCACUUUCCUCUCGAUUCGGAGAUCAUCAGGCUCAUGGAAACAACCGGCUUGACGAAAGGGGAGAUUAAAAAGUGGUUCAGCGAUACCAGGUACAAUCAGAGGAAUUCAAAGCACAAUUAUUACAAUCAUCAGAACAGCGAUUCCUGCACUAUCGUUAUUGACUCCAGCGACGAAACCAGUGAACCCCCCCCACUGGUCCAACCGCAGCAGAAGCAGCCCUGUGGCGCCUCUGAUUUGAGCCCUCAGAAGUUCAAAGAGAAGACUGCGGAGCAACUUAAAGUCCUCCAGGACAGCUUCCACAACAAUCCUUCCCUUUCUGAGGAUGAACUGAAUAGGAUAAGUUUAGAAACAAAGCUGAGCAGAGAAGAAAUAGAUGCUUGGUUUGCAGAACAGAAGAAACCGAGUGUUUCCCCGGAAGAAUGUGAGGAAUUGAAUGCAGGUCAUUCUGAGAGUCAGAAGGAAAUUGCUGCAGCAGAAACCUCUGGAGGUGAAGGCUCUGGAGCCCAGAAGGCAGGAAAGCAGACAAAAAAGUCACCAGAACAAUUGCACAUGCUCAAAAUGUCAUUCGUUCGAACUCAGUGGCCUUCUUCGGAGGAAUAUGAUAAGUUGGCCAAAGAAACAGGCCUUCCUCGAACCGAGAUUGUGAGUUGGUUCGGGGAUACUCGUUAUGCCUGGAAAAACGGUGGCUUGAAAUGGUACUACUAUUAUCAAGGGAACAGUGCAAACAGUGUGAAUGGUCAAGGCCAUUCCAGACGGAGGGGGCGGGGAAGGCCCAAGGGGAGGGGAAGGGGGCGGCCACGCGGGCGGUUGAUGUCCAACAAAAGGAUCAAACCCUGGGACCGAACCCCAGUCAUCAAGUUUAAAACUGGAAAAGCAAUCCUCAAGGAUUAUUACCUGAAACACAAGUUUCUUAAUGAGCAGGACCUUGACGAACUGGUUGCAAAAUCGCACAUGGGCUAUGAGCAGGUCAGGGAAUGGUUUGGGGACAGGCAGAGACGAGCUGAACUUGGCCUUGAGCUGUUUGAUGAGGAAGAGGAAGAGGAGAUGCUGGAUGACCAGGAGGAUGAAGAGGAUGAGGAAGAAACAGAUGACAGUGACAACUGGGAGCCGCCACGGCAUGUUCGGCGUAGGUUGUCAAAAUCAGACUGACCUGAAUGUUCCUGGGAUGGUCAGAACGUGACCUUGCUGUGUGGUUGACCUUGCCAAAUGAUUGGUGCUGACCCUCUCCUUCUAGCAGUUGUCUACUUUAAAUUUGCUCCAUCUUGAAGGCGGAAUUGAGUGGUUGACCCAUGCAUCAAAUGCACACUUGUUCCUUGUUGAGCAGAAAUGGAAGAGCAAGUCUGGGACUUGGAACUACAGAGUCUUCAGAAAUUUAGUUGUCCAUACUCUGCUGAUAGGGGCACAUUGAAGGGACUAUGUGCUCAAUUGCCUUAUGUUUGUUUCCAAAUAUCCUGUGAGGAAAGGAAUGCGUUUUUUUUAGAAAAUGAUAUUGUCUUUUCCAGAAGCAGAAUUGUCCCAGAAUGAAGAAAAGUGCUCACAGUGUCCCUGUUGCUAAGCUGCAUGUCAGUUUUCUUUCCUCCAAACGUAAGAAAGGCUUCAUAAGAAACUUCAGGUACCUGAAAAGAUGUCCCACAGAAGGAAUCAAGACUUGUUCUCUAUCUUUCCAGCAUGCAGGACGUUAAAUAAUGGAUUUCAGUUACAGGAAGACAGGUUCUGGUGGAAUGUUGAGGGAUAAAAAAACGUUCCUAAAAUAAGAGCGGUUCACCAUUUAUCCUGCAGGGUGAUGGAUUCUUUUAGUGGGGCAUGUUGAGACUGAGACUAAACCACCAUCUGUUGGAGAUGCUCUAAUUUGGAUUCCUACCCUGAGAAGGUGGCUGGCCUCAGUGGCCCCUUUGGCUCUCUGAGUCUAGGAAAAUAAGAUGAUUUGGGGAGAAAGGAUACCAAAGGAGGGAAACAAUGGAGGGGUGACAAUUGCUUGAGGUGUUUGAGUUUUUUAAGGAAAUUAGAGGAAAGGAAUAUCUUUGUUACAUACAGAGCCUGUGUACUAGGUUUACAGAACUCAUGUUGAAUGUGUCUCUCUAGCUGUGUUCAGGGAAUUUGGGUCUGAAGUAUGUUUUUAUAUUAAAACUAAUCCGUGUAUAUCAUAUUUAAAUACUAGAUACAAUUAAUGCAGCCAAUACCAAACACUUGGUUUUGAUUGUGCAGUUAUUUUUCCUUCCAAGCUAUCAACAAAGUAAAGAAUCGUUUUCAGAGAAAAAACCCACGUUUUCCCGAAAGUUCUGCACGACAGUUUCUUUAAUGAAAGGAGCAAGGCUGAGAGGCUUUGUUGAAAGCAGGAGUCACUAACUGCCCUCUUCCACCUCCAUGUAUCAAGACUCUUUGGACAACUGGUCCUCAUAGGCAAUAGAAGGGGGAUCUGGCGCCCUCCUAAGAGGAGAGGAAUGCCCACCUGAUGGAGGCGCAGAUACUGCCCAAGCGGAAAACAACCCAUAAACC
Messenger RNA from Python bivittatus (Burmese python), 4588 nucleotides. NCBI's taxonomy places the organism in Eukaryota, Metazoa, Chordata, Lepidosauria, Squamata, Pythonidae. The record is from RefSeq and is a predicted model, not a curated record.